AUGCCAACACGAAUUAAGAAAUGGCAUAUAUUUGCGAUUUUAAUAUUGGCCGCAGUGUUGAUCACUACUUGCUGUUUGACAUCGCCAAUUCAACAAGAACGCGAAAUUUCCAUUCAAAAACGACAGGAUCCGGGAGAACCGAAAAAUAAUGAGCCAAAUGAUCAACCAAAGAACGAUGAACCUAAAGAGCAGCCAAAGAAUGACGAACCUAAACAACCCGAGGAAAAGCCAAAGAAUGACGAACCUAAAGAGCAGCCAAAGAAUGACGAACCUAAAGAGCAGCCAAAGAACGAUGAGCCGAAAGAGCAGCCAAAGAAUGACGAGCCUAAAGAGCAGCCAAAGAACGAUGAGCCGAAAGAGCAGCCAAAGAAUGACGAACCUAAAGAGCAGCCAAAGAAUGACGAGCCUAAAGAGCAGCCAAAGAAUGAAGAACCUAAACAACCCGAGGAAAAGCCAAAGAACGACGAGCCGAAAGAACAACCAAAGAAUGAAGAACCAAAGCAGCCUAAUG
Funneliformis geosporum is the source of this 511-nucleotide messenger RNA. The record is from the annotation of a GenBank genome assembly. NCBI's taxonomy places the organism in Eukaryota, Fungi, Glomeromycota, Glomeromycetes, Glomerales, Glomeraceae.